Messenger RNA from Bombina bombina (fire-bellied toad), 1791 nucleotides. Its product is annotated as mitotic checkpoint serine/threonine-protein kinase BUB1 beta. Gene Ontology annotation, biological process: mitotic spindle assembly checkpoint signaling; meiotic sister chromatid cohesion, centromeric. The record is from RefSeq and is a predicted model, not a curated record. Bases 54 to 1658 code for a protein of 534 amino acids. Gene Ontology annotation, molecular function: protein kinase activity. The transcript has 14 exons. NCBI's taxonomy places the organism in Eukaryota, Metazoa, Chordata, Amphibia, Anura, Bombinatoridae.
CGCGGCGGUUGUUUGAAUUUCCUGUUCCUGGCGGUGCAUUGAGAGAUUCUGUUAUGGCUGAAGCAGGAGCUGAAUGGGAGCUGAGCAAAGAAAAUGUGCAGCCUCUGCGUCGGGGGAGACAAAUGUCCACCCUGCAAGAAGUUCUUUCCCAGCAAGAGAGUAGCAGUCAAACUAGUAUCCAGCAGCAGAAACAGAAUUUUGAGCUCGAAAUUCGAUUUUAUUCAGGUGAAGAUACCCUGGAUGUCUGGGACAGGUAUAUCAUAUGGGCCGAGGAGGCAUUUCCCCAGGGAGGAAAUGAGAGUAACUUGGCUCCGUUACUAGAGAGAGCUGUAAAGAUGUUUCACAAAGAGGAGCGCUAUUACGGAGACCUACGCUAUCUCAAACUUUGGCUCAAGUUUGCACACUUCUGCUCAGAACCAUUAGAUUUAUACAGCUAUUUACAUAGCCAAGGGAUUGGCAUUAACCACGCUCUACUCUACAUCACAUGGGCGGAGGAAAACGAGGCUCGAGGAAAUUACAAGAAGGCUGAUACCAUAUUCCAGCAGGGUAUCCAACUCAAAGCAGAACCCCUGAGCAAGCUGGAAGGUCAACAUCGGCAGUUUCAAGCCCGUGUCUCUCGCCAUAUUUUACAAGGACUUACAGAUGAAGUGGAUGUUGAUGAAGAUGAGAUCCAGGAGCCACAGCGCAGCUCCCUGGCAGAAUUGAAAUCGCGAGGGAAGAACAAAGCAAGAGCCCCAGUCAUCCGUGUGGGAGACGUAUUAAAACCUCGUAGCCAAAGCCGCAAUUCAUUGGCUGCCCCUCCACAGCAGGUCCCUAGCCGCUCUCGAUUUACAGUAUUUGAUGAGAAUUCUUCUGUUCAGCUGCCUGGAGAUCUCCCCUCCCUCACACCACAGCCAUGGGCAGCACCUCCACCUGCUAGGGCAAAGGAAAAUGAGCUGAAGGCAGGAGCCUGGAACACAAAAAGGUCCCGGGUUACAUCUGAUACGCCGCAGAGCUUUCCAGUGCCAAGUUUCACCCCCUAUGUGGAGGAAUCUGCAGAGCAACAGACAGUAACACCGUGCAAAAUUAAUCCCUCAAUCACCAGUGUCCUGAGUACCCGUAAACCUGGGAAGGAAGAAGACCCCUUGCAGCGGGUGCAGAACAAUACCCAGGAGAAGGAGGAGUGUAUGUAUUGCAAGAGCAAGGUCUAUGCAGGAGUAGAGGAGUUCUCCCUGGAGGAGAUCAGAGCGGAAAUCUACAUGGCAAAAUUGCGCAAGAAGCGAAAAGAGGAAAUGCAGGCCAGUGCUCUCCGGAGACAGGAGAUGGAGAGACAGAUUGAGGAGAUGGAGAAAAUGCUGAAAGUAAACACACAUCUUCGAAGGGAAGAGCUUGUGACAGAACAGCCAGAAUCCUGUAUGGUGAAUAGUGAGCCAUGUAAUAUGGGAGAAGCUGAACUUGGCUGUCAAGCAGCUGCUGCACAGCCAGAGAUGGAAACUCCAUUACAAACUGAAUUCCAGAAGCCAGGAGGAUCAGUUUUCUCUGCUUCUUCAAAAACAGGAUGUCUUUUGGAACAGAAUGUGCAGCAGGACCAGCCCUGCUCUUUGGGUUUCGCUUCUGAUACGCCUUUUACCAUUUUUGAUGAAUCUGCGUCUGAAACUGAGCUAACCAGGACUCUUUAGAUGGAAUCGAGCCCUUAAAUGAAGAGGUAAUUGUCAGUGGUUCAGACAAGGAGAAAACCCUAUUUGCAGACCCUGAGGAUUCUUGUGACUUUGUGAAAGCUGCUCAUUUGGCAUCAACACCUUUCCACAGAGA